CCAAAUGCUAUGAUGUGUGUAUACAAACAGGCGAAACGUCAUCACGACGUACCCUAUCAUAGGGCUCUGACUCUGGACAUUCAUCAUCGAAUCGACACACGCUCUGCCAUUCAAGCGCUUCACAACGAUCAUCACGCCAGUGGUCGACCAACAGUAUCAAUCUAGCACGCUUGACUUGCUGACCAGGGGCUGGGCACACAACCUACCCCUUGGCACUCAUUGACUUCAAGCCAACCUCGCGUUCACAGCUUGCCAGCUCAGGUCAUAUCUGAGCUCUUGUCAAUUGCUCACCUCAUCAAGUCGACGUUCCGUUGUGCGCUCUCUCCUCCCCUUCUUUGCCCUACGAUGGGCAAGCGCCAACAACCUUCUCAAUCUAAAGCCAAGUCUGCACGACGAGCUGCAGCUCUACAAGCAGGCGGUCGAGGAGGCGCAGGAGGAAAGACUGACGCGGGCUUGCCCGAUUUCUUCAAGAGGCGAAAAGAGGCCGAAUCAAGAGCGCGCAAUGCAAAUGUAGUCGGGGCAGGAGCAGGAGCGGGAGCGGGAGGCAUGGAUGUGGAUGACGAAGAGGCAAAUGCGCGCAUACAUCCCACCCACACCUACUCCUCCUCCUCGCGAGAAACUCAGAUGGAGGACUCGUUGGCCGAAUCCUUGCGCGCUCUCCAGUCCGUCAAUCCCUCCUCCACUCAUGCGCAUUCUACGUCCGCCUCGUCACUCGCAGCGAGCGCCGACGGUGCUCGACAUGCGUGGAAGGAUGUCAAGGAUGCGGCGCUUAGUGGCAGGAAGGACAACUCUUCCAAGGCUUACAUGAAGGAGUUGAGGCGCGUCAUCGAGUUGAGCGACGUGCUCAUACAAGUCUUGGAUGCGCGCGAUCCUCUGGGCUGUCGCUCCCAGAGCACUGAAAGGCUAGCGCUUUCAUUGGGCAAACGCAUCAUCUUGGUGCUCAACAAGAUCGAUCUCAUUCCCUUGUCCCACGUACAAGGCUGGCUACGUUACUUGCGGCACGACUACCCUACACUAGCCUUCAAAGGCUCGACGCAGGUCCAACGAACCAAGCUUUCUCAAGGCAUGGGCAAGAGAGGUUUGGUAGACUUGAAAGAGGGAGAGUUCAGAUCUCGGUCUGGUAGAAAUGGGCAAGGAGCAGCAGCUGGUAUGGGGGAGAGCAUCCAAAGCGGAGCAGAAGCUGUGGGCUGCAAACCUUUGAUCGAUCUCCUCAAAGCUAUGAACCGCGAGCAUUCUCUCCGCGGCAAUUCGGCUCACAAAGGCAGCAAAGCUCAGGGCUCGAGCGCAAAGACGUCACUCACCGUCGGUCUGUUUGGCGUUCCCAACGUGGGCAAAUCAACGCUUAUUAAUUCUCUGGUGAGAAGCAAGAGCUGUUCCGUUGCUUCCACACCUGGCCAUACCAAGGUUUCGCAAGUAGUGGCGCUGGACAAGAGCCUCAAGUUGGUCGAUUGUCCCGGCAUCGUCCUUUUCGACAAGGAGGAGAAAGCGCGAAUGCAGAGCGUGGGCAAUCUGAUGGCUUUGGGGCUGGGAAACACCAUCAAGGUCGAAUUGAUCGAGGAUCCCGUCACGCCCGUCGCGACCAUUCUGUCCCGCGUGCCCGCUCAGCAAUUGAUCGAUCUCUACGGCAUUCAAGGCGGCUUCGACUUUGUGCAACCAUCGACAUCGUCCAACGAUGCGCAGGGAGAUCCUACGGAUUUUUUGAUGCGCGUUGCGCUGCUGAGGGGCAAGGUGGGCAAGGGAGGUGUGCCGGAUAUCGAAGGUGCUGCGCGGAUCGUGCUUCAGGAUUGGAACGUGGGACGAAUCAAGUGGAGCAUCGCGCCGCCUGUUCGUGGACUCGAGCAGCAAUCGCACGCGUCUAGCUCUAGUCUGGACACAAGGAGCAGGGAAGGAGAAUCUGCUGCUACGGAGGCGCAACGCGUUGAUGGGCAAGAGGUGAAAGGUGCUAGCGUUGUGGAAAAUUUUGCCCCCGCUUUCGACCUGAAAGCUUUGUUGGGAGAAGCGGAUGAGGAAGCGUUGGGAUACUUGCAGGGAACGGGCAUCGGUUCUACUGUGCCCGCCCCGCCCGAACGUACAUACGCGCCCGAGAAAGACGAGAUAGAAGUUGAAGAAGAUGAGGUCCGUGAUCGCUUGCCACAUGACUCGGCCUUGAAAGACAAAUCUGCGCCGGCGCGAGCUGCAUCUUCGAUUUUGGGCAAGAGGAGUAGGACAUGGAAGAACGAUGCAAUGUCAUCGGACGAAGAAGGGAAUGCACCGGCUUUUGGAAGAGCGUUGUCAGCUGAUGAUUCGGAAUGGGAAAGCGACGAGGGAGCGGCGGAUCCCCAUGCGCCUACGCAUGCCCAGCUCGAAAAGAAGACGAUGCGAUCCCUCUCAACCUCGAGAGCAGCUUCGAACAAAGCUGCGACGGGAGCUGGCGUGGGAGCGGAAAGCAAUGUUGCUGCUAAACGAGGAAGCGUGAGGCGAGCGCUCAAGAAGCAGAGGAAAAGGGAAAUGUUGGGAGGCGAUGGGAUCGUCUUGGGCUUGAUGAGGGGAGCCAAGAUUGAUCAGGAGGAGGAGGGGAGGGUGCAGGGAGGGGAGCAGGUUGGAGGGAUGGAUGAUCGUGCUGAGACUGCCUUGCAUGGACGAAAUUGGGCAGGGAAAGAAGGGAGGGGCAUAUUCGAUGUGCCCCUCCUUCCGACCACAGCACCUCCGCCUGCACCAGCACCAGCAUGCAUGCCUACGCAGCAAUCUGCUUCUUCGAGCGCUGCUGGACCCCCAGCAGAGGAAGAGGAAGAGGAAUUGUGAUGAGAGGGUCGGUCGUCCAAUCGCUGCUCUCCCUGCCAUCGUCCUCUGCACGGCGCUACAAUGCACAGCCAUAUCCCAGUCUAGAUGUAUUUCGUACUCCACCAGUCGCAACGCGGCGAGAAGCAGCAAGGGCUUCGCAAAGCCCCCUUUUUCAAAGCCUCUCCGCUAGUCGCUAGCUCUUGGUGCUCCCAGAGAUGAUUGACGCACGACUGCGUCU
Molecule: messenger RNA, 2998 nt
Organism: Ceraceosorus guamensis
Lineage: Eukaryota; Fungi; Basidiomycota; Exobasidiomycetes; Ceraceosorales; Ceraceosoraceae
Product: P-loop containing nucleoside triphosphate hydrolase protein
Exons: 3
Coding region: 346-2781 (811 amino acids)
Cellular component (GO): nucleolus
Molecular function (GO): GTP binding
Source: RefSeq, a predicted model, not a curated record